CAUUAUUUGCUUGGCUCUGACAGUAUUUGAUCAUAAAAAUCUUCCUUGUAGCCCUUCUUAUCACAAAGGAGGGUCCCCAAGUCUUUCCAAAAUUCUUUGAAGAAUACAUCAUGCACACAAACAAGUUGAAAUAUGGAUGUGAAGAUUACUUAUUAAAUUUGCAUUUCCAUGCUUAUACUCCAGUAUAUAAGUAUCCAUCAACUGAAGUUUAAGCAGCAUCCCACUUCAGUUUUUAAUCACUCAAACUAGACCAUGGCUGCACAAAUCCAUUUCAAUGUAUGCAUUCUCUUGAUUACAAUUUCACAGUUCAUUUUCACUUCAUUAGCUCAUGGUACAGAUUCUUACAUUGUUCAUAUGGACUUAUCAGCCAUGCCAAAAGCCUAUUCUGACCACCACAGCUGGUACUUGGCCACCCUUGCCUCAAGAACCGAGGAGUCGAAAAUUAGCACAACCACAAUUCCCUCAUCCUCAAAAAUUAUUUAUACCUACACUAAUGCCAUGCAUGGUUUCAGUGCAGUUCUUUCUGAUUCCGAGCUCGAAUCCAUCAAAAGCUCACCAGGGUAUGUUUCUUCUUUUAGAGAUGUUCCUGUGAAACUUGACACAACUCAUACCUUCAAGUUUCUUGACCUCAACUCCAAUUAUGGUGCAUGGCCGGAGUCUGAUUAUGGCAAAGAUGUCAUUAUAGGCGUAAUUGACACCGGGGUUUGGCCAGAGAGUAAGAGCUAUGAUGAUUAUGGCAUGGCACCUAUUCCAUCCAAAUGGAAGGGGACAUGUGAAAUUGGUACACAGUUUAAUUCCUCUUUGUGCAACAAGAAGCUUAUUGGAGCGCGGUACUUUAGUAAAGGCUUGCUAGCAAGGCAUCCUAAUGCCACCAUAGCAAUGAAUUCUGCUCGCGACACUGAUGGACAUGGCACUCACACCUCCUCCACGGCUGCUGGAAACUAUGUAGACAAUGCAUCAUAUUUCGGUUAUGCCUAUGGAACGGCUAGAGGCAUGGCCCCAAAUGCUCGAGUUGCCAUGUAUAAGGCCUUGUUUGAUGAAGGCUCUGCCUCUUCAGAUAUUUUGGCUGCAAUAGACCAGGCAAUAGAAGAUGGCGUUGAUGUCUUAUCAAUAUCCUUGGGAUUAGAUGGUGUGGCUUUCUUUGAAGAUCCCAUUGCAAUUUCGACGUUUGCAGCCCUUGAGAAGGGCAUAUUUGUUUCAACUUCUGCAGGCAAUGAAGGGCCUUAUCUAGAGACACUACAUAACGGCACACCAUGGGUUCUAACAGUUGCAGCUGGUUCAAUUGACCGCGAAUACCUUGCAUACAUAACCCUUGGAAAUGGAGCUGUAAUAACAGGCCAAACACUCUACCCGGGGAACUCAACAUCCGGCCAGGAUUAUAACAUUCUUUUCAAGGGUGCAUGUCACAAUGACACAGAGCUUAAGGAGGCUGGGGAAAAUAUUGUACUGUGCCAAUUUGAGAGUGGUGAUGCACUCACUGAGCAAGUGUAUGCUUGUGUAAGUGCAAAUGUUUCUGCCGCUAUUUUCAUAACAAACAGCUCAGACUUGGGGCUCUUUCUUCAGACCUCUUUUCCAGCUCUCUUAUUGAAUCCACAAGAUGGUGAAACAAUAUUGAAUUACGUCGACUCAAAUGAGAAGGCAAAAGCUAGCUUUGAAUAUCAAAAAACUAGUUUGGGUACCAAACCAGCACCUAAAGUAGCUGCCUAUAGCUCGAGAGGACCAUCGCCUAGUUGUCCAUUUGUGUUGAAACCUGACAUUCUGGGACCUGGUGACCUUGUUCUAGCUUCUUGGCCUAGCAAUGUGGAAGCCGCUCGAGUUGGCUCAACUGAAUAUUUCAGUGACUUCAAUCUGUUAUCUGGUACCUCAAUGUCAUGUCCACAUUUGGCAGGGCUUGCGGCGCUGCUCAAAGGAGCUCACCGCGACUGGAGCCCUGCAGCAAUCCGGUCUGCAAUGAUGACCACAGCAGACUUUUUGGACAAUACAAACAGCCCAAUCCAAGAUAUUGGUUAUAACCAACCAGCCACUCCUUUUGCCACUGGAGCUGGCCAUGUCAAUCCGAACAAGGCCUUGGAUCCCGGGCUCAUAUACGAUGUAAACGCAUUAGAUUACAUAAAUCUCUUAUGUGCUCUGAAUUACACCAGCAAGCAAAUACAAACUGUUACAAGAACAGGUACAAACAACUGCUCCAGUCCCUCACUGGACCUCAAUUACCCUUCUUUCAUCGCCUUCUUCGACGCAAGUGAUUCAGGUGUCCUGGCUCAGCAAGAAUUUCAAAGGACUGUGACUAAUGUUGGAGAUGAAAUAUCAGUCUAUGAAGCAAAAAUUACCCCAAUGGAUGGCUUGGUAGUCAGAGCUGUCCCUGAUAAAUUGGUUUUUAAGGAAAAAUACGACAAGCAAAGCUACAAAUUGGUUGUACAAGGUCCGCGAAAGCUGAAAAGCAGCAUCAUUCAUGGCUCUAUCAGUUGGAUCCAAGUUGGAGGUAAACAUGUUGUCAGGAGUCCGAUUUUGGUUACAAAUCUCAGCUCCGAUAUUUUGCCAGGGGAUGACUAACCUGUCUUUUGUACUUAAUUUUUCAUGUAAUAGCCACAGUUACUAAUCAUAUGAAUAAACAUCACACAAUGAUUCCAUUUGAGAACCUAA
Messenger RNA from Daucus carota subsp. sativus, 2640 nucleotides. RefSeq lists its product as hypothetical. Gene Ontology annotation, molecular function: serine-type endopeptidase activity. Bases 253 to 2550 code for a protein of 765 amino acids. The transcript has a single exon. Lineage: Eukaryota; Viridiplantae; Streptophyta; Magnoliopsida; Apiales; Apiaceae. Gene Ontology annotation, biological process: proteolysis. The record is from RefSeq and is a predicted model, not a curated record.